AUGGCCAGCUUCCCGACUUUCGAUCCGUCUCGCUUGACGAAGAAGACUGCUGCCCACUAUUCUUCGGAAUCAGAGGACGAGGACGAAGAUGACUACCUAGCCCCCGUUACAGACCCGUCACAAGCCGACGAUUUUGGCGACCUGAAUCCACGAAAGCGCCGUCGCGUCGGCAAUACGAAAGAAAGCGCCGCGCUGGGCAUUUUUGCCUCAGACAGCGAAGAUGACGGCCCCGGGAGACGAUGGAAGAAGAAGACCCUCCGCAGCAAGGGCAUGAAUUUUGUUUCCACGGGCACAACCACACUCGACCAAGAUGACGAGGCGCAAGACACAAACACGAAAGAGUACUCAGACGACUCGAACGAUGACGACGAGGAAGAUGAGGAAGACCAUGUUGGAGGUGUUGGUCUUGGAUUCGGCGGAGCCCGGGUUGGCCUCGGUUUUCAGUCGGCGCAGAAUGAUAACGAGAGCGAUGAGGACGCAAAGGCAGCUGGCGCUCCCGCGCGAUCUUUUGCGAAGACCAAGUUUGACGGCAAGAACAUCCUCGGCCGCGGCUUCGUACCAUCGUCUGCGAACGUACCGGUUCUGAACCCCGACAUCCAGGACACUCCUUCGAUGCCAAAGAUGGCCCGCCCGAGCGCUUUCGGCGCAAAGGGAGCGAACGCCAAGCCCAACCCGAAAUCGUUCGGUGCGCGGAUGAUGGCCAAGAUGGGUUACCAAGAAGGAACAGGUCUCGGAAAAGAGGGACAAGGUCGAAGCGUCAUUAUCGAAGCUCACCUCAGACCACAGGGUGUCGGUCUGGGUGCAGUCAAGGAAAAAUCAGUGCACGAGAGGAAGGAGGAGAAGCGACAAGCGAAACUCCGAGGCGAGGAGCUUGUCGAUUCGGAAGAAGAAGAGAGAAAAAAAAAGCGAGAAAGAAAGAAAAAGGCUGCAAGCGCUGGCGGCAGCAGCGUCAGCACCCCCAAACGACAAAAGCCCAAGUACAUGACGGCAGAGGAGAUCAAGAAGUCUGCCCCGGGACUCCAUAUCCCAGAGGCUUUUGCGCCUAUACUGGACAUGACAGGGCCUGGGAACAAACUUUUGACGACCGCCUCUGGGCUCUUGACGCCGACUUCUGCCGCAGUUGUCGAGUCUCCCGAGCUGGCGGCUGCGCGCAAGCUGGUGAAGCGAGCACAUGCCGACCUAGCAGCGUUCUCGGAGGAGUGGAGAAACUUGGAAGAGCGAAAGACCUGGGUAGAUUUGGAACUGCGCGAAAGGGAGCAGGAGAUGGCGGAACUUGGCUCGGACUUAGGAAGAUUACAACUGUUUUCCAACAUCGUCACCAACGAGCUUCCCUUGGCCACAGAAUGGGAGGACGUCAUCCGCUGUCUGGAGAAGGCAGUCCAAAAAAUUGGACCAGCCACGGAUGAAGUCUCGGACCUCGCGGUUGCGGCCAUCUACCCCUUCUUCCGCGACCCCGACUGGGACUUACUGGAGCAGCCUACCCGGUUUGCUACAGAGCUCAACGAUCUCAAAAGUCUACUGAUGAAGUCUGGCGAGGGCAACAAGGCUAUGGAUAAUUGGAAAGCGACCAGCCUGAACACCAACGAUCUUUACCGUCAACAUCAAAAGGCGACAACGCCUUACGAGACCAUGAUGUACAAGUUGUGGUACACAAGGGCAAUGUCAGCCAUCCGAGACUGGGAUGUCUUCAACCCCGCACCGCUCCUAGCUGUCUUGGAGGCGUGGGCAGACCUGCUACCUCCUUUUGUUCGGGCACAGUUCCUCGAUGCUGUCGUUCGCAAGUUGGAAACAGCCGUAGCGGAAUGGAACCCGAAGAAGAAGCGACAAGGCCAUAAAUUGCCACAUCUCUGGCUAUUUCCCUGGCUUCAAUAUCUGCCCUCGUACCACUUGGAGCCCAAGGGUACUGGGUUGGUCGCCGAAGUGCGGAGGAAGUAUAGACAGUUGAUUGACUUGUGGGAUUUCGACCGCGGCAUAAUCCCUGGCCUGGAACAGUGGCGCGAUGUGCUUGGCGAACAAUGGCGCUCCUUGAUCAUGAGCCAUGUGUUGCCGGCCAUGGGCCGCUACUUGCGCAAGAACUUCAGAGUAGACCCGAGCGACCAGGAGCCGUACCUACCUAUGCUCAUGGGCGUGCUGAAGUGGUCUGACAUCUUGACGUCCAAGGUCCUGGGUGAGGUCAUCGUCACAGAGGUCUUCCCCUUGUGGCACGAGAAGUUGAGCGAGUGGCUUGGUUUGGAGGAUGCCAAUUUCGAGGAGAUCAUAGCAUGGUAUGAGUGGUGGAGGGACGACGUCUUGCCCGACGCUGUGAGGAACCUGAAAUCAGUUCAAGCAGAGUUCAACAAGGGCAUGGGCACCAUCGAGAAGGCAUUAUAG
Messenger RNA from Colletotrichum orchidophilum, 2370 nucleotides. RefSeq names its product tuftelin interacting protein 11. Gene Ontology annotation, molecular function: nucleic acid binding. NCBI's taxonomy places the organism in Eukaryota, Fungi, Ascomycota, Sordariomycetes, Glomerellales, Glomerellaceae. The coding region runs from base 1 to 2370 and encodes 789 amino acids. The transcript has a single exon. Gene Ontology annotation, biological process: spliceosomal complex disassembly. Gene Ontology annotation, cellular component: U2-type post-mRNA release spliceosomal complex. The record is from RefSeq and is a predicted model, not a curated record.